AUGGACCAAUCACGCCCCUUCACUACUAGUUUCCACGACGACGUCAAAUAUAAUGGCUCUGGAUACUGGCUCCACACAAUUGACGCGAAGUUGAGGUGCACUAAACUAGCAAAAUUGUCUUCCACAAUCCCUCCAGAACUGGACGUAGGUAGACAACAUACCGACGAGGAGCUUAGCGAUAUUGGCUACAUUCGACUAGAGCCAGGUGUUUGCCAUUUUGUAGCAGUUCCCAAUGCUCCUGAUGGCAAGCAAUUCGACCCCACAUACCUAUCUGCAGCCGAGAUUGAGAAGGCUGGUCUUCUCGACCGCCUAGUUGAAGUCAGAGAAAAGAUGCUGCAUCGCGACUUUCAGCCGAAGCUACAUGCUACGAUGACUAAGGUACGAAGCCAUAGAUUCAUGGAAGAUCGUGCAAAGAUCUACGAGCUCGGAAUCACUGUACAAAAGCGUACAGGACGACACAGCAUCCAAAACGGAGUCAUAAUUCGAAAAGAUGUCGACAGAAAUAAUCGGGAUUUGACAGUAGGGCUCACAAGCAUCGCCAAUGCCUUACUCGAGACCUACGCGCCUGGUAUGAAAGAUGAAUUUCGAGCGAAGCAUCGACUACAACGCCCUCCUCUCACGAUCGGCGCUGACAAGAAUAACACCAUCACAAGCAUACAGGCAAAUUAUCUCGAGAUAGAUGAAGGGAUGGAUGGACUUCGAAAGUUUGGACACGGCCACGUUGACGAGCGAGAUUAUGCGAACAUGUUUACUGUGCUCUUCUUCCUCGGAAAUCCACCUCCUGAUUACCACGUGGGAAAUUUUUCACUACUAGGAGAGAGAACUGUAUGUCCAACUGCACCUUUGUCGGCUCUGGUAUUCUCUAGGAAAAGAUGGCAUGCUGGUAUUGCUCCCAGACGCUACGAUGCCGAUACACCUGUAUCACUACGCUAUGUAUCGCCAGUGCCAAUUCCGGAGUUGCCAACAGGAACUCCUCUUGUGCGUUUGUCUGUUGUUGCUUAUCCCAGUAGGAAGAUGAUUGAUGUACACCCGCAAGAACUUGGAUACGAACUCUUCACGUCUGCUGGCAGCGCCUGUUUUCAAAGCCAGAAAAAGUAUCAAGAGUGGAGGAUGUCCUAUUACAUUGCGCAUGAGCGGGCCAUGGUAGCACUAGAAGCUUUGGAAGAUCGUGAAGAAUUGAGCGAGAAAUCGCGGAAGAGAAAGGGCGAUGGAAGGGAUCGGUAUGUUCAGCUAGAUACUACCGGUAUCGUCCGACAUACACUACCAUCGUACUUUGUCGACAAGUUUCAAUGGCGCGACGGACUAACCGGUCGAGUGAUGUUUCCAUCUACGCAACUGGCAAUCGACACAAUCGCAGAAAUCGGACAGCCUAAUGAAGAAUGGGACAAUCUUUCCAAGGAUAUGGUACGCGUCAGUCUUGGUGGAAAGGCACUUGGAAAGAGGAAGGCCCCAGAAAGGAAGACGCUGGAGGUUGAAACGUUUGAAAGAUCCAAGAGACUAAAGUCAAACGAAAGCGCAGAUGAAAUGAAGAGUGCUGAGCACCAGCUAGAAGAAAGAGUUGGUACAUUCGAGGAUGAAUUCUAUCGAUGGGAAGAUUUCUUGAUUGAGCAGGAUUAUGGUAAUGACAUGGAUCACCGAGAGCCAGCUCAGGAGAGGCUUGGAAGUAGAGACUGGGAAUCAUUUGGGGCCCCGUGA
Molecule: messenger RNA, 1695 nt
Organism: Botrytis byssoidea
Lineage: Eukaryota; Fungi; Ascomycota; Leotiomycetes; Helotiales; Sclerotiniaceae
Exons: 1
Coding region: 1-1695 (564 amino acids)
Source: RefSeq, a predicted model, not a curated record